Molecule: messenger RNA, 1397 nt
Organism: Serinus canaria (Common canary)
Lineage: Eukaryota; Metazoa; Chordata; Aves; Passeriformes; Fringillidae
Exons: 9
Coding region: 309-1259 (316 amino acids)
Source: RefSeq, a predicted model, not a curated record
CAAAAGCACGAGGAAAGGCAGCCAAGCACGGGGGUUACGGGGCACGCACAGCCGGGCAGAGCCGCGCACAGCGCCUCGCUGCGGGCCGCCCCUCCAUCGAGCCGGGCGGGCUGCCCAGCGCCCAGGGGACCCCCGGGGCGGAGGGGCGGGAGCGCGGCGGCCCCGCCGCCCGGGAGGAGCCCAGCAGCGCUUCCCGCCCGUGCCGGGGAAGUGACGCGGGGCGGGCCGGCCCCGGAAGCGCCGCCGGGACCCCUCCGCAGCCAUGUAGGGCCCGCGGCCGGGGCGGGACGCGAGGCGCGACCGCCACCAUGGACGGCAGCGGCGCCGCGGCUGCGGCGGGGCCGAGCGUGCCCAACCUCACCCCGCGGCACCGGCAGCUCAUCCCCACGCCCUGCGGCCCCAUAAAACCAUGCUCCGAGCUCUCAUUCCCUGUGAAGAUCUACUUCUGUGUCACUAUUGUGUCCCUGCUGAGUGUCAUUGGGCUGACCAUCGAAACACUGGUGCGCCAGACUGAGGAGGAUUUCACCAUUUCCCUUAUUCAGCUGGUCGGAGUUGUGUUCUGUGUGUACUAUGUGAGCAGGGGCAUCCUGCAGGAGAACCGCCAGGAGCUCGUGGUGUUCGUGCUCUCCAUCCUGCUGCUGAUGCUGCGCUCCAUCAUCAACUUCAGCCUGCUCCCUGCUGGGCAGAAACCUCAGCUCCUGGCCCGUUUUGUGCUGAUCCUGCUGGUGGGCUCCUUCGAUGUCAUCUGUGCCCUCAUCCUCAUCCAGAGCCAGUCCAUGAUGGCAUUCCGGGUGGGGGGAGCCCUGGAGAGCCUCCAGACCCAGUACUUCAUGCUCAACCUCUGCUUCUCCAUGCUCACCUUUGAUCUGCAGGCACAGCUGUGCCUGUGCAUCCUCCUGAUCAGCCUGCACGAGGUCACCCUGCUGCACAACAUCAUCUCAGCCACAGGCGUCGUCUGGGGCUGCCUCAAGGUCACCGUGGGCAUCAUUGCAAUUUUAAAAGAGCUGAAACCUCUGGUGUGGAUUUUCCUGGUGCAGAAUGUGCCUGAGGUGGUUUAUCUCAUCUACCUGCUCUACACGGUGAUCAGGGAGUGGGGCAAAGGCAGUUCUUACACCCUGGAAGCUGCUUUCAUCACUGGCUCCUGCAUUUCUGUCACAAUCAAAUCUGUUCUGUUCUGGGCUCUGCUUCACGUCUACCGCAGCUUCGGGCAGGGGCUGAGGGAGAGAAUGUUUUCCUCCUAUGGAAGGAUCGACUCCUGAGCCCUCCCCGUGCAGCUCCCACAGAGUGAAGCCACCCCAGAGCUCCUGCCCAAGGACCUGCACUCAGGGUGGCCAUCAAGGGUCACUUUCCCAGCAUGGAGGAGGGUCAGGAAGGUGUCACACGUCUCUUGGAGCAGU